UUAAUGGUUUUAUAAAUCCCUGCAAACUUUUGAGAAAAGGUCAAAAUAAAAUUAUUAAAAUUUAAAAAAAAUACAUUUGUACUAUAUUCAAAUAUGAAGCAAACUAAAUCAACUGAAUAAGCUGGAGUACAAAUGGAACCACUAUAUGAUUGCAUUCAUAUUGAAUCCCAAGUGAUCCAUUGACAUAAGCCAUCUUUCCACCAAAAUGUUCAUUCACAUUUAUAUCCACACAUUUACUAUUAUUCACAUUUACUGAAUUUUUUCCAGUCCGUGCAGUCCAAUCAAAUUCAAAGAAUUUGUUUAACUCAAGUGAUGUGUAACGGUUCUGGCCAAAUUAUUCAAAAUUAUUUAAUUAUUUAUCCAUGCCGGAAGCAUUUUUCACAAUAACUUUAAUGGGUAAAAUUCGGUAAUUCUUUACUUAAAACAUUUAUAGAUUUAGAAAUGCAAUCAUUCAUAAUUAUUUAUGAGGUUUCCUAGCUAUUAUAGUAAAAAUGUUUUCAAACGGCAGACGUAUGUUAUUUUCGCGCUUGAUUAUAUUUGUCGCCUUUAUAGGCAUAACUGGUAUUGCUGCAGAUAUUGAGUUUAAUAAUAUCAAGUGUAUAACUUGUGACAAGGAGUAUUUGGAAUUCGAUUAUUGUUAUUUGAGGUCCGAAAAUCGCACGUAUAAAUACUUAUCAAUGAAAAUCAAACUUCAUCAAUUGCCAGUGCGAAAUUCUAAGAUUUCAAAACGCGACACCCGCCGCAUAGUUGGACCAUAUAACGGAUCUAUAGACUCCUGCAAAUUUAUGAGAGAUGGUCGUAAUCCACUAGCCACUCAUAUAUACCAAGCAUUUAAACCAUAUACAAAUAUUAAUCACACAUGUCCUUAUAACCACGAUUUAAUACUGGAAAAGGUAUCAGUGAGCCAUGUGAACAAUGUAUUCAAGAAUUUUAUUCCCGAUGGACGAUUUUUGCUGAAUCUAACAUUUUAUAAUAACAAUAUUCCACGUGGUGUGAUCAUCGUCUAUUUCUCAAAAUCAUAAUAAAACAAGUAAGAAAGCUCUAGUCGAGACUACUCGACUACGAGAUCCCCUGAA
Messenger RNA from Drosophila mojavensis, 1076 nucleotides. RefSeq lists its product as uncharacterized. The record is from RefSeq and is a predicted model, not a curated record. The transcript is spliced from 4 exons. The coding region runs from base 492 to 1022 and encodes 176 amino acids. Lineage: Eukaryota; Metazoa; Arthropoda; Insecta; Diptera; Drosophilidae.